Messenger RNA from Rosa chinensis, 471 nucleotides. RefSeq names its product putative MO25-like protein At5g47540. The record is from RefSeq and is a predicted model, not a curated record. The coding region runs from base 1 to 471 and encodes 156 amino acids. Lineage: Eukaryota; Viridiplantae; Streptophyta; Magnoliopsida; Rosales; Rosaceae. Gene Ontology annotation, biological process: intracellular signal transduction. Gene Ontology annotation, molecular function: protein serine/threonine kinase activator activity. The transcript has 6 exons.
AUGGGCUAUGGAGGUCACUCGCUGCUUUUAACAGUGUCACAGUGGGUGGAGAUAGAGCAUCAAGCCUUGGUUUUUAAGUAUCUCAAGGCAGGGCAUUGCUUUGAAAUAGCAUCGGAUGCUGCAACCACUUUCAAUGAGCUUAUGACCAGGCAUAAAUCAACUGUUGCACAAUUUUUAUCUAAUCAUUAUGACUGGUUUUUCCAAGAAUAUAAUUCGCAGUUGCUGGAGUCUCAAAAUUACAUCACCAAACGGCAGGCUAUCAAGGAUCCAAACAAGAUAAUCCAAUUGGAGACCUUUCAUGUCUUCAGGCUAUUUGUUGCAAAUGAAAAUAAGCCUCCUCAGUUUGUUAAUGUACUAGUAACAAAGAGGAGCAAGCUUCUCCGUUUGAAAGUCCCUCAUGACCUCAAAGAUAAGGAAAUUCAGGUUAAAUUAAACAGAGAGAGAAUCCUCUCCUACAUGACUGGGGUAUAG